This is a messenger RNA of Aspergillus tanneri, 1320 nucleotides long. Its product is annotated as putative cysteine synthase. The record is from RefSeq and is a predicted model, not a curated record. Gene Ontology annotation, cellular component: cytoplasm. Bases 1 to 1320 code for a protein of 439 amino acids. NCBI's taxonomy places the organism in Eukaryota, Fungi, Ascomycota, Eurotiomycetes, Eurotiales, Aspergillaceae. The transcript is spliced from 5 exons. Gene Ontology annotation, molecular function: cysteine synthase activity.
AUGAGUGACCGCUCUCGUGUCUAUAUCUUGUCGGCCUUUGUGGCUGGAAUUCUGCUCACACUGGGGGUCAGAAACUUAUCCCCCGCGUUGGAGAAGCUCCGAGGUUAUCGCGCUCGGCGUCGUUCUGAAUCUACGAUUACCCUUCGAGACCUUAUAGAAGAGGACGCUAUAGCAGCUAGAUCUGGCCCUCCUGCGAUUGUGGAAGGCAUUGAGGGUUGUAUAGGGAACACCCCUCUGUUCCGGAUCAAGUCCUUGUCGGAGGCAACCGGGUGCGAGAUCCUGGGGAAGGCCGAGUUCUUGAAUGGUGCAGGCCAAAGCUCAAAAGAUCGGGUUGCAUUGAGCAUGAUGCAAAUUGCAGAGGAACACGGUAUCUUAACCCCCGGCUCGGGAGAUACAAUAUACGAGGGUACUUCAGGCUCAACAGGGAUCUCGUUGGCGUCGCUGGCGCGCGCCAAAGGUUACCUCGCUCACAUCUGUAUGCCAUCCGACCAAGCCAUCGAGAAAUCGGAUCUGCUUCUAAAACUGGGCGCGAUUGUGGACCGUGUUCCACCUGCUCCGAUUGUGGAGAAGGAUAACUUCGUGAAUCGGGCUCGCGCCCUCGCUCAUGCUCACACCACGUCCUCCGCCAAUACGUCCGAUUCGGAGUCUUCAGUGCCUGCAUCAUCUGAAGUUUCGGGUGUCAGUCGCGGGAGGGGAUAUUUUGCAGAUCAGUUUGAGAAUGAGGCUAACUGGAGGGCCCAUUUUCAAGGCACCGGCCCUGAGAUCUACGCCCAGUGUAAUGGUAAGCUGGACGCUUUUAUUGCCGGGGCUGGAACCGGGGGCACCAUCUCCGGCGUGGCACUAUUCCUCAAGCCGAAAAUCCCAAACUUGAGCGUGGUUCUGGCCGACCCGCAAGGGAGCGGUCUCUACAAUAGAGUCCGUUAUGGUGUUAUGUUCGACAAUAAAGAGAGGGAGGGCACAAGGAGACGGAGACAAGUUGACACAAUUGUAGAAGGUAUCGGGAUUAACCGCGUGACCGCCAAUUUCGAAAUAGGCAAAGAGCUAGUUGACGAUGCUGUGAGAGUAACGGACGCGCAGGCAUUGGCAAUGGCAAGGUGGCUUGUAGAAAAGGACGGUCUCUUCCUCGGAAGUAGUAGUGCGGUAAACUGCUUUGCAGCAGUCAAGACAGCGAUGAAGCUCGGUCCUGGCCAUAGAAUUGUGACCGUCUUAUCCGACUCGGGCUCCAGACAUUUGUCAAGAUUUUGGGCCAGGGCUGGAAAUGUCGGCGGUGCAGUAGACACAAAGCUCGAGGAUGUUUUGGAUGCGAAAGACGACCUAUGA